Musa acuminata AAA Group (dessert banana) is the source of this 2977-nucleotide messenger RNA. RefSeq names its product zinc finger CCCH domain-containing protein ZFN-like. NCBI's taxonomy places the organism in Eukaryota, Viridiplantae, Streptophyta, Magnoliopsida, Zingiberales, Musaceae. The transcript has 6 exons. The record is from RefSeq and is a predicted model, not a curated record. Bases 1659 to 2744 code for a protein of 361 amino acids. Gene Ontology annotation, molecular function: metal ion binding; mRNA binding.
UCAGAAUAUUGUCCAUUCUUCCUUUUCAAUCUCUUUUUUUUUUGUGCCAAGCAUAAUAUCAAUUUUCUAGAUAGGCUUGCACUGCAGAGUCAGACAAGUGAGUUUGCUUCUGUUUUUCUUUGUUCUGAUCAGAAAAUCUGUUUUAAGUUGUGUGACUAGGAACUUUUUCUGUUGCUUAGGAGUUAGUUGUUUAAAUUUAGGCAUACUGUUUGGUUUAGCAUGCAUGGUUUAGUUACCAUUUUGAACCUACCAUCCUUUGCUAUCGGCUGCCCUUUGUAGUAGACAUAGGUGCAAUGAAUUAUUUAUACAUCAUAGUUCUCUGUCCUUCUCAUUGCUUGAGAUUGAUUUGGUAAAUAAAUACAUCUUUGGGAAAAUUUCAUUGACAACUUCAACUUAAGUGCAUUCUUGCUUUUUUUUUUUUGUUAGUUUUGAGAAAAUGGAUCAGUUUUUUUUAAUCCACCUAGCUCCUGAACUUUGUUGCCUGCUUUUUAUUUUUUAUUUUUCCACUUUGGAGAUCAGACACUUCCCUCUUUGGAUGUGUUAGCAGAUUUUUGCCUCAAUGGAGGUUUACCGAAAUAAGAAGAAAAAGGAGUCAGUUAAAUGGCAAUGUUUCAACAGAAGCUGUUUGAUUUCAUGAUACUAUAAAAUAAUCAGGACAUUUAAGACUUGCUAUGCACAUCCAAUUUGGGUCCGAAGACAUGGAUGGACCCAUUUGCAGGACUAAACACACAGUAAACAUGGUUUCUAACAUAAUUAUUCUUUUCUAAGCUAUAAUGUCCUUGCUAAAAUAAGAGUUCAAAUAUAGGUACUAGGUGCAUGGACUUCCAUAUUCUAAUCCUUGCAGCCUUACUAGAAGAAGGCUUUCAUCACAAGCUCUAUGAUUGUGCAUGUCAUCAUCCUAAAAAGGGCUAGAAUCCCAGUGUCUUAUGGUCAUUCAUGGACAUGUGGUUUCAUUACCAUUCAUGACAAUUCAAGUUCCCAACUGAAUUGUCUUAAUAAAAAAUUAUAGCCAUUUUCCUUGCGUUUACAUACGAACAGAUCAAUUAUGGGAAAAAGCACAUGCUGAGACAUACCUAAUGAAUCACAAAAUUUAAGAUAUGGCAUGCUUUGAAAUUCUUAAUUUUGUUUUCUCUGUUAUGUUCUAACUUCUGACAAUCUACAACUGCUUAUGGAUCAUAUAAAGAUUCCAAGUCUCUACACAGAGAUACAUGACAGGAUAACUAUAUUAUUUUUGCUGGAAAGAUAACGGGUUAAUACUUGAUAUAUGAAAAAAAAAAUCAAAUUAUCUGAGGAUGUUAAGCUAUGAAAUGAGUAAAACUAUGGUUACUGAGCAUAUAGAUAAAGUAAUUAUUCAGUUACUGUCAUUCAAAAUAUUCAUCAAAAACUAAGUCUGAUGUACCCAUUUUUUUAUGAAAAUGUAGAGCAUUGCCUGCUGCCAUAUGGAUUUGUACAAAUGUCUAAAUUCUUAUUCAUGUUUGUCUUCAUACUUAUUAAUAGUAAUUGAUGUUUGUAUGAUAAAGUAUUAUCUUUAGGGAGCAGAGAACAUGCUAAUCAAAGUUUAACACUCUUACUUGUCAUUCAUCUAUUGUGUUGUGGCUGAAUCUGAAAUGUUUCAGUAGGUAGCAAAGAAAUCUCCGGCUGUUUAUGUUUUGAUCAAAAUGGCUAUUGCAGCUGCAAGAAUCAGGGGAGGGUAUCCUGAAAGAGUAGGCCAGCCUGAAUGUCAGUAUUACUUGAAGACAGGAACGUGCAAGUUUGGAUCUACAUGCAAGUUUCACCACCCCAAGGAGAAGGCUGGAAUUGCAAAACAAGCUCAGUUAAAUAUUUUAGGCUAUCCACUACGUCCGAAUGAGCAGGAAUGUGCAUAUUAUAUAAGAACUGGAGAGUGUAAGUUCGGAAGUACAUGUAAAUAUCACCAUCCACAGCCAUCUAAUACAAUACUUGCUCUACGUGGUUCUCCUAUUUAUCCAUCUGCGCAUUCGCCAACAACCCCCGGUCAGCAGUCUUAUCCUGCUGGGAUGACAAACUGGACCUUACCAAGAUCUUCAUAUAUUUCAAGCCCUCGUUGGCAAGCUUCUUCAAGUUAUGCUCAGUUAAUUCUUCCUCAGGGUGUGGUCCAAGUUCCUGGUUGGACUUCUUACUCUGGGCAGCUGGGUUCAUCUCCAGGAAGUCAGCAAACAGCAGGGGUUGCUCAGUUUUAUAGUCCCUCACAACAAGGUGAGACAAAUAUUGGAGCUCAAGGGAAAUUUUCUUCUUAUCGACCAGGUUCUGUUUCUAUGGGACUGUAUGCAGUUCCCAGAGAGAACAUAUUUCCUGAGAGACCUGGCCAACCUGAAUGUCAGUUCUACAUGAAGACUGGAGAUUGUAAGUUUGGUGCUGUUUGCAGGUUCCAUCAUCCUAGGGAGAGACUAAUUCCUACUCCUAAUUGUGUGUUAAAUCCAUUGGGUCUUCCAUUACGUCCAGGAGAGCCCUUGUGUGUUUUUUAUUCUCGAUAUGGUAUCUGCAAAUUUGGCCCAAACUGCAAGUUUGAUCAUCCCAUGGGCCCCGUCACAUAUGGCCUGUCAGAGUCCUCCACGGCUGAUGUCCCAACGGUUCAGCAUCUACUGGGAUCAUCAUUAGAUCCUCCUACUUUGACAUUGCCAACAGAAGAGACUGCCAAUGGUAGCUCAGGAGUGUCAAUACGAGCACCAACGUCAGACUCUAGACGAGCUACUUCUGUUGAUGAAAAUGAUGAGGCGGAUUCAUAGUAAUUUUCCUGUUCAAGUAUUCACAGGUUUAUUUUUCCCUUGAGCUGCCCAAGGUAAGGAAAUUAUCUGUAACAUCCAGUUUCUGUAGCUGGAGAUGUACAGUCCUUUCGAUGCAUUUUUUUCUUCUAAAGAUUCAUCCAUUUGGUGGCAAACAAGAAUUGCCUAUUAAAUAUGCUUCUUAAUGUUAUUAUGAAAUGCUUUUUAAAAUUACAUGAUAAUAUGCUUCCUCUUGA